Molecule: messenger RNA, 1528 nt
Organism: Lathyrus oleraceus (garden pea)
Lineage: Eukaryota; Viridiplantae; Streptophyta; Magnoliopsida; Fabales; Fabaceae
Exons: 1
Coding region: 250-1128 (292 amino acids)
Source: RefSeq, a predicted model, not a curated record
AGUGAAGCUGGAACAAAACAAACCAAAACCGAACAGGAAUAUAUCAUUCCAUCCUCAAUUCAAUUCCUCAUAUCUCAAACACUAUCAACAAAUCCAAAUCAUCACCACUUAUAUUCCUUUUGACCUUUUCCAUUAAACCCCUCUCACCCUCUAUAUCCCCAAUCCCAUUCAUCAUCAUCAUGAAUUUAACACCCCAUAACAAAAUCCACAACAACCUCAACCCAGAAUACAACAACUACCUCGUUUGAAAUGUCCCCACCUCUGCAACCACUAACAAUAUCUAAUCUCCCUUCUUUACCAGAUCUUUUACUAACUGCACUCUCCGUUUGCUUCCUUUUCACCUCCUCAAGAUCCCAUAACACCACCACCACCACCACCACCAACUGUCCCUUUCUCUCUUUCCCUCUUAACCCUCGCCGUUUCCUCAAAAUUCCCGCUAUGUCCCAAACUGCCACCUCAUCGUUAUCAUCGUCCAGCCACAACAAGAAUAACCGUCGCCAUAAUUUCGCAUCUCCGCAAUCUCUCUCCGAAUGGCUCAAACCUCGUUUACCCUCCGAUUCGUUUGCCACGUGGGGCGUUAAGCCUGGUACCAAGAACGUUCAUAAUCUCUGGCUUGAACUUUCCCAAGGAGAAACGUUACUCGAAGAUUCGAAUCCUCCGAUUCGAACCGUUCAGGUUGUUACGGUUAGGGUUAUUGGAAAAGACGGGAAAGUCCUUGUGGAAUCGCAUCAGGAAUUGUCCGACGGUAGAGUGAGGGAACGGGGUAGGCCGUUGUCGGAGAAGAUGAAGCCCAACGAGGAACCGGAAAUGGCGGCUGUUAGGGGGAUUAAGGAAGAGCUUGGUUCUGUGAUCGGGGAAGAAACAGAGGUUUGUGAUAUAGUGACCAUUGAUCCGAAUUCGUAUGUGAUGAGGGUGGAGGAGCGGAAUUCAGGGUCGUAUCCUGGUUUGCCUGGUUGCUAUGUUUUGCACAGUUUGAAUGCUACCGUGGAGGGUUUGCCGGAGGGUGAUUUUUGCACGUAUGAGGUGGAUGAGUAUGCUGAUUCCGACGACAAGAAAGUUGCACACGAAGCUGUUUCUGUUAAGAAACAUUAUUGGAAAUGGGUUAGUGCUGAUUCUAUUCAACCUUGAUCUGGUAUUUUUAUAUGAAUCAAUCAACGACACAUACACCAGACACUGCACUUAGCGAACACAUGGAUAAUAAUUUGAGAAAAAAUAAGUGAUUAUACAUAACCAUACACAAUGGUGUCGUCAGUCGUCGGUGUCAUAUCGAUGUCCAGCAUAGGUUGAACGCUAGAAAUGUCUGCAAUCUAUAAUGCAUUGGUGUCGAACACGGGCAGAACACUAGACUAGCCUUCAAUCUGAAAUGUUUGUACUAUAUAGUUUUUUUUAUAGAUUUAACUGACAUUUAUUUUGGGGACCAGGAGGGUGCUUGUUUAUGUUUGUAUACAUAUGAAUAGUGGUACCAAUAGUUUUUGUACUGGAAUAGAAUUUGUUAUUUUCUUUGAAAUAAUAAUUUACAUUAUAGCCA